This is a messenger RNA of Syzygium oleosum, 937 nucleotides long. RefSeq lists its product as uncharacterized. Bases 133 to 540 code for a protein of 135 amino acids. Gene Ontology annotation, biological process: nucleoside triphosphate catabolic process. NCBI's taxonomy places the organism in Eukaryota, Viridiplantae, Streptophyta, Magnoliopsida, Myrtales, Myrtaceae. Gene Ontology annotation, molecular function: nucleoside triphosphate diphosphatase activity. The transcript is spliced from 2 exons. The record is from RefSeq and is a predicted model, not a curated record.
UGUACAGGAGAGGAAAAAGAAGAGGUUGCAGGCAAGCUUCUCUCUCUCUCUCUCUCUCUCUCUCUCUCUUUCAUAUCGCCUCAGUGCCAAAGUUUCUUCUUUGCUGGGGAGAGCGUGAGUGAGAGAGAGAUUAUGGGAGAAAAAGGGGUCUCCCUUGAAGAGCUGAAGAGGAGAAUGGCAGAGUUCGCGAGCGAGAGGGACUGGGACCAGUUUCACAGCCCUAGGAACCUCCUCUUGGCCUUGGUUGGGGAAGUUGGGGAGUUGUCUGAGAUAUUCCAAUGGAGAGGCGAAGUAGCAAGAGGACUACCUGGAUGGAAAGAGGAAGAGACACAACACCUGGGUGAGGAGCUCUCAGAUGUGUUGCUAUACCUGGUCAGGCUGUCUGACGUAUGUGGCGUUGAUCUUGGUGAGGCUGCACUGAGGAAGCUGCAGCUCAAUGCCCUCAAGUACCCAGUCCACCUUUCCAAGGGCUCUUCCAAAAAGCACACACAGAUCAAUGCAAAUGCGCCUGCAGUUGCUGACAGCAACGGGGAUUGCUAGUUUGGAUUCACUUCACUUGGCCAUGGCCAAUAUAGCCCCAGGCCCUCCAACAGUGAAAAGUCGAGAAGUACCAACUAGUAGGUACUUUAGUGGGGGUGUGAUUGUUGAUUUGGCUUUGACCAUAUCUAGUGUCAUUUCUGGAGUAGAUGUUUAGCUCCUUUUUGGUUCUGCUAAUGAUUUGGUUUGUGUAACUAGUGAUAGUGGGUGUUUAGGUUUUACUGUGCAAUGCUUUUUUUUUUAAUUUACUAAUCAAGUGGAGGGUAGAGAAAGAAAAUGUGAAUUUUUGUGGUGGUGGGUCAUGGGGUUGGUGGUGAACAGUGAAAGUGGACUUGGGGGGGCUUCAAUGUUGAUUAACUGAAAGUGCAAGUCUGCAAGUCAAUAGGGUUUCUUCCGAUGA